Sycon ciliatum is the source of this 4839-nucleotide messenger RNA. RefSeq lists its product as uncharacterized. The transcript has 36 exons. The coding region runs from base 262 to 3906 and encodes 1214 amino acids. The record is from RefSeq and is a predicted model, not a curated record. NCBI's taxonomy places the organism in Eukaryota, Metazoa, Porifera, Calcarea, Leucosolenida, Sycettidae.
UGUUGCAUUUCAUUGAUUUCACUGUGUGAGCCAAGGCGGAAAUCCUGGAUGGACGAUGGCGUUUUGUCGAUGUGGAAAUGAUUUACGUACGCCCACGACCAGUUUCUUUCUACCUGAGAGGCCUAGUCAGACUAAGAGUAAGACUGAGAGGUGCUGCUCUCUGUGUUCUUCCCUGAAAACAAACAAAAAGCUCCGCUUUCUUCUGGAGGCGACUGGAGGAAUAUAGUCGUUUUCAGUAGUUGUCCAAAGAGAGAAACAACUAUGGCUAAAAACUUGGUGCAAGCAGAGUUCGACGACUGGCGAGAAAAGGAUAAAAGUGCAGAUGGGAAGUGCUCCAUCUUUCUCCUUGACUGCACCCUCCGAGCAAACAAGAAACUUGAAGUUGAACUUGUUCUUGGUGGCGAGUACGAAGUUAUACUACAAUGUCCUGCAGGGUAUCCUGAGCACGGAGAUGAUUACCUGUCCCUUGAAACAAGAUCUGCAAAAAAAAUUGCUUACAUAUGCGAUGUGGUCAACGAGAAAAUAAAGUCAAACAACAUCCACAUGGUGGGUGGAGUCCUGGAACUUCUUUCGAAUCAACCCAUGCCUGAAAUAUUGCCAGAACCGGAGAGUGAUGAGUUUAACGACUCUGUUGAAAGCAAUGAAUUCGAUUCUAGUGGGCAUGUGCCUGAUGAAAACUUCGAUUUGGAUCCGGCGGCUGAUGCAGGCAUAGCUUACACAUUAGCGUGGGACCUGAAGGUAUCUCUCCUGAAGAAAACAUGGAGGGAAAAACAAGAAUCAUCUAACCCGGUGCUCAGCACUACUGCCCAGCGUGAGUCUGCCAUGCCAAUCUUUUCCGACGGUGGCUCAUUCGGUGUGCUGGCCAAUGAUAUUACUGAGGUCAUGAAGAAAUCAAAGAUUACUGGAAUCGAUGCUGAAACUGUUGAUGACAACAUCUAUGACUGGAAAGUCACACUAAGCCAAUUCCAAGAAGGAUGUCCCAUAUCUCAAGACCUGAAACAUCUUCAAGCAUCUGGAGCCGGCUACGGUCACAUCGAGGUCCGACUGGUUUUCAUGCCUGAAAUGUACCCAUGCUGUCCACCUUCCAUGGCUAUUGUACGCCCUCGACUAUUGGGAUCUGCAGCUAUACAGACGGAAAACUUGCCAGGUCUGGCAUUUGAGAAUUGGAAGCCGACUAGACCGUUGAUGGAUGUCCUAGUGGAAAUGAAACGGCAUAUGCAGCGUUAUGCACGUGUGGAUUUGGAAGCCUCGAAGAAUUCAGGCGGGGACUGCAUAUACUCAACACUGGAAAAACACUUGCUGCGCCUUUCAACCGUUUGUGGCUGUCACCGAAAGGUAGUGGAAGCUUCGCCAGCUGAAGACACAGGCCAUGCGAGCGCUGCAGCAAUGGGAGCUUCUUCAGCAAUAGGAGCUUCUUCAGCAAUGGGAGCUUCCUCAGCAAUGGGAGCUUCCUCAGCAAUGGGAGCUUCCUCAGCAAUGGGAGCUUCUUCAGCAAUGGGAGCUUCUUCAGCAAUGGGAGCUUCCUCAGCAAUGGGAGCUUCUUCAGCAAUGGGAGCUUCCUCAGCAAUGGGAGCUUCCUCAGCAAUGGGAGCUUACUCAGCAAUGGGAGUUUCUUCAGCAAUGGGAGUUUCUUCAGCAAUCGGAGCUUCUUCAGCAAUCGGAGCUUCCUUAGCAAUGGCAGUUUCCUCAGCAAGCGGAGCUUCUUCAGCAAUCGGAGCUUCCUCAGCAAUGGAAGUUUCUUCAGGGCAGUAUGUACUCCCUCCAUCCACCGUGCUCUCUAUGCAUAAUGUGGCUGUGUUGUCUGAGCUUGAGUCCCAUACAGGUAAUCCUCCAUACCUGGUGGCUCCACCGGAUGACCCUGAUAGCGAUGAAGAUGACAGUGCAUCCCUGUAUGACUCUGCCUGGAGUGCAUCUAGUGUGGGAUCUGCCAAGAAAAUGAAGGCAAUCGCAGAAAAGGCAGUAUGCAAGAUCCCAGCUGGCAUAGGCUAUGGCCGUGGUCGACAUAAUUCAGACUGGAAUGUGAAGAAGUUUAAUGAAGCGCGGAAAGAAAAGGUUUCGCAGCUACUUGCUUUGCUCAAGCUCAUACUUAAGGACAUAGAGAAGGCGGCAGAAGAGUCUGACAGCAGUUGUUGCAUGGCAGCACACUGCAUAAUGAAGUCUGUGUUGCCGGAGUUCAUGGCCUCGGAAAUUGGCGCUGGUAAUUCGUUCAUGCAGCUUUGUGGGAAUAGGAAGGUGGUCAUGAUGAUUCUGGACAUUACUGUUGCGCUGAGUCGUCAACCCACUCUGCGACAGUGCUUGGUUUCACAGCUACAUGUGAAAUUUAAUAGUCGUAGACAGUCUCUGUUUUCUCUAUUGAAAGUGCAAGAGAAACGGGCUGUAGCCUAUCUUACUAUUUUGGACAGAUGCUACAAGCAUGACAAGUACACCGACCAAGAAGGGAAUGUUGCUUUUGGAAGAAACCGCCACUCUGCCACUGCCACUGGUACUGUUACGCCAGUAUCACCUAGCACCGCAGCAGCAGCAGCACCUCCGGCACCUUCAGCACAUCCAGAAGAUCUAGCACCUCCAUCACAUCCAGCACCUCCAUCCUCUCCAGCACAUCCAGCAUAUGCCCAUUUAUCUGCGGCCUCUUCAACAGCCUAUAACCCACACUUUUCACAGCGGCUGCAAGAGCGUGAACAGCUCCCGGAUGGUAAAGAGGAAGACCUAGCAAGCUACAUGGUCAAGAGUGUAGGAGAAAUCUCUGCGUCAGUUGCAGAUAUGUCCGACUAUGCUGCCACCUCGAGACCAGGCAACGGCAAUGUCGCAUCUCUGGCUACUGCUGAAGCAAGGGUUGUUGGCCUUGCAGCCCAUACAGCGACUGGUGCCAAGGGUGAGUCCUGUGUUCAUGAAUCAGUAGCGCCUUCGACUGUGGACGCGGAGAAGGCGGCUUCAGAACCAGAAGCCACGGGUUCAACUCAAGACUCCGGUGCUGCAAGUCCGGAAGCUUCUGCUGACGAUACUGGUAGCGCGGCCAGGGUCAGGGCCGCUACUGGUCCCUCGGCCAGCGCCAGGGCUGCUACUGCUACUUCAUCAGCACAGGAUUCGGUUGAGACUGCAUACAUGGAUGUGAUGCGCGCAUUGCAAGUUGAUAGUAUCGAGGAAGGCAAACUGGAACAAAACAUCUAUCACUAUUGCAGCCGAAUGAAGAACAACGGUCGCCCAGGAAGUAAAAUGAUUAAUCGAGUAGCCACUGAGCUGGUGAGUUUGAAGGAUGGUGAUCUGCCUCUCAGUUAUUCCUCAUCUGUCUUCAUACGCACUUUUGAAGACAACAUCACGGCACUGAAAGCGUUAAUCAUUGGACCGGCUGAUACUCCAUAUGCGGACGGCUGCUUUGUAUUUGACAUAUAUUUUCCAUCCAAUUAUCCGCUCAAACCACCACUGGUCAAUCUUAUGACAACUGGAAAGGGCCAAGUUCGAUUCAACCCAAACUUGUAUAACUGCGGGAAGGUCUGCUUGUCCUUGCUCAACACCUGGAAUGGCGCAGCUGGUGAAAUGUGGUCUUCAUGUACAUCGACACUCCACCAGGUUCUCGUAUCUAUCCAGUCAUUGAUCCUGGUUGCUGAGCCGUACUUCAACGAGCCUGGCUAUGAGAUGACAUACGGUACACCACAUGGUAACCGUGCGAGUGAACAGUACAGUCUAGCUGUUCGGAAGAACUGUGUGCAAUUUGCCAUGCUGGAACACUUGAAGAAUCCACCAGCUGUGUUUGCUGAGGUCAUCCAGCAGCAUUUCUAUCUGAAGAGAGAUGCCAUUCUUCAGGCUUGUAAGAAAGACAAAUGUCAUCUAGCAGGCGUACUAGAGGAGCUCGAAGAUCACCUGAUGGCUCUUCGUCCUGUGGUGUUUGCCUCGGAGAAGUCAGAGUGAAAUGAGCAUAGCGCAACUUCGCGACGGCCAUUGUCUGAUAGCCUGGCUGGUGUGUUCGGCAUUUAUUUGCCAUCCUUCCACAGCUGAUAAGCAUGUUUUCCAUGUAAACAACUCAGUGCUUCAUUCCAGCUAACUUAGUGGCUUUGUGUGUAUACAUUGCAUCUCUUUGCCAUCGUAUUCAUAGUUUGUCACAGUACAGAGUGGUGCUAAUGCAGUUGUAUAGUUGUUUGUUUUUUAACCAUUUGUUGUGCUUAUUAUUCUCCAUCCUGCAUUGCCAUCAUCAGCUCAGUGUGCCGGUAUGCUGUGGGUAUGUGUGUGGAAGGUGUGAUGCCUGUACAGUGUGGUAGUUUUCCGGAGUAUUCUCGUAUCACUAACAAUACUCAACACUCAUGAUAAUGAUCUUUUCUUUCGGCCGGCUAUAUCCUAGAAACAUGACAACCUGACUUAACACUCCGCCAGCCAUACUGCGGCAGAGUUCUUUGCUGUUGCUUUCCUUCCUCUUCUUGCUGAUUUUAAGAUACUCGACACUCAUGAUAAUGAUCUUUUCUUUCGGCCGGCUAUAUCCUAGAAACAUGACAACCUGACUGAAUACUCUGCCAGCCAUACUGCGGCAGAGCUCUUUGCUGUUGCUUUCCUUCCUCUUCUUGCUGAUUAAGAUUUUUAGAGUUGCAGCUUCUACACUGUGUUUGAAACUGGUAUGUAUCAGUUUUCUGUGCACUGAAAUUUCUUGGCAGCUUUUUAAUUUUUUUAAUUAAGCACAUUGCGGAUUGGAGCUCGCAUUAGAAUUGUGCAGCGGUGUUGCUUUGCCCUCUGGCUCUACUGCAUGUACAUGUAGGCUGUGUUUGCAAGUGUAGUUGUCUUUUGUUUCCUAUCCUGAUCAGACGUUGCUGGUGCCUGUGACCAGCUUCAAGGCUAUCAUCUUAAUUUUGUGCA